AUGCAGAACGUAGAGGUGAGAAACUUGUCCUUCAAGGUGGGACAGGUCCUGACUGUCACAGGGGUCCCCAACCCAUACGGCGAUAGAUUUUCCAUCAACUUUGGUCACAUUGAGGAGGACAUCGCUCUGCAUAUGGACGUCCGCUUUGAUUAUGGAAUUAUGCAGAAGCAGGUGUUGUUCAACUCCUGCCAUUCAGGGAAAUGGCAUGAGAACGAACUAAUUGCCAAAGGCUUCCCCUUCAACUACGGAGAGAAGUUUGAAGUAUCCAUCACCUUCACAAAGGAACAGUUCUUGAUCACCCUUCCUGAUGAAUCUGAGUUCUACUUUCCCAAUCGCCAUGGACACAAGAAAUAUAACUUCAUAUUCUUUCUCAACGAGGUCAAGGUUCAUGGGAUUGAAGUCAUUUAGACCAAUCAGAAUGAGUUGAAGAUAAUCCGCUGUAGAAGCCCAAACAUAUUUUGGCUGCUUAUUGGCUUCUAGACUUUCUUUUAUUGCUCUUUAACUGUUAUGAUUAAAACAGUUCCAGUCUUUAAAUAUUUAAUGAACUUUCAGCAUUGUUUGUGUUUGAUUUGCAAAAUGAGUGAAGCACUAGCCAGACUAGGCCUAUGAGGACUGGGAUAAUAUGAUGUGACUGGAACAGCUGUGUCUUCCCUAAUCAAGGUCUUGUAUUAAACAUGUUUUUUGCCAUUCAGACAAUUAAGAAUUGAUUCAAUAUCCAUGUUAGUUAAUUUCCAAAGAUGUUUCACUUGUUAGC
This is a messenger RNA of Hypomesus transpacificus, 754 nucleotides long. RefSeq names its product beta-galactoside-binding lectin-like. NCBI's taxonomy places the organism in Eukaryota, Metazoa, Chordata, Actinopteri, Osmeriformes, Osmeridae. Gene Ontology annotation, molecular function: laminin binding; galactoside binding; carbohydrate binding. The record is from RefSeq and is a predicted model, not a curated record. The transcript has 3 exons. Bases 1 to 408 code for a protein of 135 amino acids.